Messenger RNA from Peromyscus maniculatus bairdii (prairie deer mouse), 1323 nucleotides. NCBI's taxonomy places the organism in Eukaryota, Metazoa, Chordata, Mammalia, Rodentia, Cricetidae. The record is from RefSeq and is a predicted model, not a curated record.
CCACCCAUCUCAUCUUUCCUAUCAACCCCACAAGCCUCUGCCACAAUGAAGUGGGUGACCUUCCUCUUCCUCCUCUUUGUCUGUUGCUCUGCUUUUUCCAGGGGUGUGUUUCGCCGAGAUGCACACAAGAGUGAGAUUGCUCAUCGGUUUAAUGAUUUGGGAGAACAACAUUUCAAAGACCUAGUUCUGGUCAUCUUUUCCCAGCAUCUCCAGAAAUGCCCAUAUGAAGAACAUGUGAAAUUAGUGAAUGAAAUAACUGAAUUUGCAAAAACCUGUGUUGCUGACGAGUCUGCUGCAAACUGUGACAAAUCAAUUCAAACUCUUUUGGGAGACAAGUUAUGUUCCAUUCCAAGUCUUUGUGAAAACUAUGGUGAACUGGCUGACUGCUGUACGAAACAAGAACCGGAAAGAAACGAAUGUUUCUUGCAACACAAGGAUGACAACCCCAACCUGCCCCCACUUGUGAAGCCAGAUGCUGAGACCAUGUGCACCUCCUUUCAGGAAAAUACUGCUGCAUUUAUAGGACACUAUUUGCACGAAGUUGGCAGAAGACACCCUUACUUCUAUGGCCCAGCACUCCUUUUCUUAGCUGAGAAGUACAGUGCCAUCAUGACUGAAUGCUGUGCAGAAGCUGACAAAGCUGCCUGCUUGACGCCAAUGCUUGAUGCUCUGAUGGAGAAAGUGUUAUAUUCCUCUGUGCACCACAGACUGAAGUGCUCCAGUAUUCAGAGAUAUGGAGAGAGAGCUUUCAAAGCAUGGAUGGUAGUUUCUACAAGCCAGAAAUUCCCCAAUGCUGACUUCACAGAAAAUAGCAAAUUGGCAACAGACAUUACCAAAAUCACCAAGGAGUGCUGCCAUGGCGACCUGCUUGCAUGCGCAGAUGACAGGGCGGAGCUUGCCAAGUACAUAUGUGCAAACCAAGCAUCUAUCUCUAGCAAACUGCAGGCUUGCUGUGACAAACCAGUGUUACAGAAAUCCCACUGCCUUGCUAAAGCAGAACAUAAUGACAUGCCUGUUGAUCUGCCUUCAUUAGCUGAUGAUUUUGAUGGUGGUCAAGUGUGCACCAACUAUGUUGCAGCCAAAGAUAUCUUCCUGAGCAAGUUUUUGUAUGAAUAUUCAAGAAGGCACCCUGACUUCUCUGUUGCCUUGUUGCUGAGAAUCGCUAAGAAAUAUGAAGCCACACUGGAAAAGUGCUGCACUGAAUCUGAUCCUGCCAUAUCAUGUGGCAGUGUGGUAGGUUUCCAUAGGCCAAGAGCACAGCAGCUCCUGGCAGCACUUCCUGUAAGGAGAAAGGAAGCGAUGCACUAAUGAGAAUUGACAUAU